UGCUUACGAGCCUGCUGCUGCUCAGUCAGACUGCUCUAUUAAAUAUCAUAGACUUAAUUAUAACAUAACACACAGAAAUACGAGCCUUUGGUCAUUAAUAUGGUCAAAUCCGGAAACUAUCAUUUUGGGAAAAAACCUGUUUAUUAUUUCAGUGAAAUACGGAACCAUUCGGGUAUUUUAUCUAACGGGUGGCAUCCCGAAGUCUAAAUAUUCUUGUUACAUUGCACAACCUUAAAUGUUAUGUCAUAAUUACGUAAAAUUCUGGCAAAUUAAUUCGCAAUGAGCUGCCCAAACUGUUGCAUAUACCCUGACUCUGCAUGCAAUGAAUGCAAGGGAAGUGACAUAAUUUCACCUGGUUAAUAUUGCCUGGUAACCUGGAUUUCUUUUAGCUAAAUAUGCAGGUUUAAAAAUAUAUACUUCUGUGUAUUGAUUUUAAGAAAGACAUGGGUGUUUAUGGUUAGGUACACAUUGGAGCAAUGAUACACACCGCAUCAAUUAUAUGCAACGCAGGACACUCUAGAUAAACUAGUAAUAUCAUCAACCAUGUGUAGUUAUAACUAGUGAUUAUGAUUGAUUGUUUUUUAUAAGAUAAGUUUAACGCUAGCUAGCAACAUACCUUGGCUUCUACUGCAUUUGCGUAACAGGCAGGCUCCUCGUGGAAUGCAAUGAGAGGCAGGUGGUUAGAGCGUUGUGGACUAGUUAACUGUAAGUUUGCACGAAUGGAAUCCCCGAGCUGACAAGGUGAAAAUCUGUCGUUCUGCCCCUGAACAAGGCAGUUAACCCACCGUUCCUAGGCCGUCCAUGAUAAUAAGAAUGUGUUCUUAACUGACUUGCCUAGUUAAAUAAAGGUCUAAAAAAAAUAGGCAAAAAAAUAGGCAAAAUCGGCGCCCAAAAAUACCGAUUUCCGAUUGUUAUGAAAACUUGAAAUCGGCCCUAAUUAAUCUCCCAUUCCGAUUAAUCGGUCAACCUCUACUAUAGAGGUGAAAGGAACACCACAAACUUUCCCUCUUUCUCAAUUUUUCAAUAAGGUCGAUAAAAAGGGGUAUGCCAGGUGUACUCUGCCUGAAAUAGAUCAUUUAUGCCAGCAAAGGGUCUCAUGCUCUUCUGGCACAUUGUAGAACAGCACAGGUAGACUGUGUACAAUGUAAUAAUGUGCAGUGUAGCCCAGAUACUGCCCACCACCAGCACCAUUCCACCAGGGGCCAGAGAAGAUUAGGGAGCAAGAGGCUCAGCUUCCUGUGCCCACUGUCGACCGCAUAGCAAAUGUAGAGGUACGUGUGUUAGGUCAUUAGCAUCACUAUUUGAGAACCUUUAGUGUAGGUGAAAUAAACACUUUUGAGCAAUUUACACAAGAUAUGUAGUGUGCCUGCUUUUAGGUAAUUUCCUAAUUUGUGUCUUCUAGGUGUUGUGACAUGACUAUCAUUAAUGCGAUGACAUGCUAUUUAUCGAAUAAUUAACUGUGUAAUUAUUACGUGAUUAAAUUAAUCAUGUAACAAUUAACUCAUUAGUAACCUGGGGCCCCACGGGAAAAGUUUGUUUAAUGAGUUACUGUUUCCCGAAUUAACUCAUAUCAAUCUCGAUAUCAUAGCAGUCAAUAAUUUCCUCAUAUCAGUCUCAUUCUGAAUGUCGCAUAAUCCGUUAAAUCUGCACGAACCCUAGUCUACUUGAUGGCUCAGCGAUACACAAAUUGCCUUAAUUAUUUACUAACUAAAUAAUAACACAGAAUUACAUAAACAUAGAGGAUAGAUUAUAUGUUCAUUACUAACAUAAUGCAAUGAAAAGUCCCUAGUGUACUAAACCGAUAUGACAGCUUGUUACACGAUGAAAAGGGGUGGGGAAAGAAAGAGCGGGAGAAGGAGAGACAAAUUAAUUAAACUAUCGUACGUACAGUUGAAUAAUACGCUCAUCGUCAGUAUGGAUAUUUGGCAGCCUACUAACCACUCAUUCGGAUUUGGAAAUGCAAUGUACAUUAUUACACUUGUAUGUCUGUCUUUUUCUGUUGAAAUUGCCUGAUCCUUGGAACAGUCUAGGCAACAAAUUAAAUUGGAUUGCUUUCUUACAUUUUUUUAGCUGUGAGUUAGGUUCACAUGAACCACUUUAUUUUGCACACAGAGACUGAUCAUGUAGAUCAUAUUCUAUUCUUGAUCAUAUGUUGUUUAAUUAGUUGAAACCUGCAUUUCACCCUGCAGGGAUUCUUUGCAUGUUUCAGUGCAAAACAAAAUGCCACCUUUUUGGUCCCUCACCAGUUUGCAUCCCUGAUAUUUAUGCUUGUAUGUCUGUUGUCUUUCUCUGUUGAAAUCGCCCGAUCCUUCUGUUACGAAAAAUUUGACAGAAAGUCUCUGGUUGUGUAAGUCUCUGGUUGUCCACCAAAGAUCACCAUGUCCAAACGCCAGUAGCAACCCUGCCACCGCUCCAUGUUUUCUGGUCUAAUGUCAAUUUCGUUAGGAGUCCUUUAUAAGCACUCUGGAAAAAGGGCGUUCCAUCCUUUUGGCAUGUCUGUGGGCAUGGUUACUGACUGGGUAAAACUUUACAUGAAAAACAAUUAUCUCAUUUCGAAGGCUAAAAUCACAUUUCAUCUUCUCACAAAUAGUUUAAUAUUUAAUUAUCUAAGUUUUACAACAUUUAGAUGUAACUCUGACAUACAUUGGAAACUCUUAGUUACAAUGUUUCCGUUAUAACGUCUUUAAUGAUAUCACCAAACAAUAAAUGCUUACAUGAUUGUUCUUUAAGUCCCUCCUGACCAUUUCCCACAUUCUUUGUGUUAGGAAUGUUGUUUCAUUAUCCACUUUUGGAUGUUGUAGUUUUAGCGGGAAGAAUCUGCUUGUAACAAAGGGUUAUUUCCCCUCAAUACUGCAUGGCCAGGGAGAGACAGUUCCUGCAAGGUAUUUAUGACCGUCAUAAAACUGGCCAACUCCCCCAGGAGAGGGGGGUCUUGAGAAACGUUUGUUUAGCCAGCACCUUUGAUCCAGGAGGACAAGUCAUGACAUAGGCUGUGGUCCUUGGUGUCCUAGCAGAGCAUUCCCUCCCCUUUGCUAUUGCUCCAGUAAUUGUUGAGCUAGUGCAAAAAUCUUGCCGUUGACAAGGUGGCUUUGGAGAGGAUGAAGCUCUCGAGAACAGCGGCAUCCGACAAGAUGGUCAAUGGCCUAGGGCGGACCUUCUCCGAAAGGACCUUCUCAUACCUGAGGUUUCCUUUUUCUUUGAACUUGGAUGAGAGCACAUCUAACAGCAACAAAAAGGUCCUCUCCGUGCUGGUAAGCUACUACCAUGAUGACAUGGGAAAGGUGGUGGUGGAGUACUUGGGGUCCCUGGAGGUCAUAAAGGUGAAUGCCGUCAGCUUGGAUAGCGUGCUCUGCGACUUCUUCAACCAUAACAUUCUUGUAGCGUCACGAGAGGUAGCAAGACCGGCAUCGAGACAAGGAUCCUUCCAACCCUGCUCGACAUUGAUGGAGUCUCCUGUCAUCACAUCCACAAUGCAGCAAAGAAGUUUGCAGAGCCCUUCGACCACCACCUUGAGCAGCGCUUCAAUGAUCAGCACACUGAUCAUCAGCGGUCUCCAUAUCAAAGGUUUGUGCCCCAUCGCUGGCUGUCUGCAUAUGAUGUCAGCAUUUCGACACACAGAAUGCUGUACAAUGGAUUCCCGAGCAACGAAGACCAGGAGCUGUAAUAGGACCCACUGGAACACAUUUAUAAAAAACACCACGCGAGCGAGAAGGCACAAGCCUUUGCAUGAGCACCUCAACAGAAAAGGUAUAACACAGCAAGGAAAAGACAGAAAGAAGAGUGACCAGGAAGGUGUGGCAUGACGGCACUACAACUGACCUACAACUCAGCAUUUACGUGGGUGUACUGCCUAUCCUGAUGGAACACGUAAUGGUUUCCCAGGGUAGCCAGACGUUGGUACAUAUGCUCCACGACAAGCAGCUUGAAACCUUUCAAUGCUGAAUACAUCACUAAAGUGUCACCCAAGACUAUGGGAGUGAUGGUACUUAAGGAGAAGAUGUAUGUGGGGCGGGAAGCAGAUGGAUUCAGAACCAGGAUUCCUAAUCAUGCUUUUUGUGGUGUUCUAUAUUUCAGCUGCUGAAGUCUUUCAUGGAGAAGGUCACCAAAGCCUUGCAAAGUCACACACUGAGGUCACUGUCUGCUCUGGACCCGAUUUUGAGAGGCCACUCGCAGGUCGCGAUCCAGUUGAAGAAGCUGAGCGCAAUGUUGGGCCACCUCUCACCUGCCAACAGUGAUCUCCACCAGGAGAUAAUGCGAUACAACAUUGAUCCAUGCCUGGCCAGCUUCACGGAGGGAGAUGACAUGGAGGAGUGGUGGGCUCAUGUCUUGGCCCAGACAUUGUAUCCAGCCCUGGGUAAUGUGGUGAAAGGUGCCCUCUCUGUCUUUCAUGGUCCCAGGGUUGAAUCUUCAUUUAGCUGGAUGAACGACAUCAUUGAUACAUGAAGCACCAACAUGAACAUCUCAACUUUCAAUGCAAUACAGACUGUGAACUACACCUUGCAGACCAGGCAGAAGACCGCAGUGGAGAUGUUUAAACGGGAGGAUGCAAGGUUUGGAGAGGUGAACUGAAGGUUCUGCAGAAACAUCAGGUCUGCAGGAACAGUAGACAAGACCCAGUGGCAGCGGAGUCUGCUGGAAGCCCGAAGAUGACAUCUCGGGUAUGGCUGUUAGCCAUCUGGAAGUGCUCAGGAGAGCAAGACGGCGGCAGCUGAAGAGGACAAGAGGGCAAGGCUCAAACAUGCCUCAAAACAGAGCAAGAGGGCACUUGAAAUACUUGUCCGGGUUAUGAAAAAGAAGUAGGGGCAAACCCUCUACCCAGCCCUCUCCUUCCCUCCAGUCCUCUCCUUCCCUUAAUUUGAUGGGCUAUGUUUUUAUGUUUGUAAUUCAGAUAUUUUUUUAAGAAAGUGUUGUGAAAAUGUAUGUGGGUAUAGGAAAGAGUUCUAUUUGGGUUUCGUUGAACUUUCCCUCAGAAAUGUUCAGAUCUGUUGGACAGUGCAGCAUCAGAGGGACUUGUUCCUGAAAAUUGGAUCAAUGAGUUAACUAGCUAAAUUUCCAGAUUAUCUUGAAAUAACUCCUUCCUUUGAGAAAAUAUUGACCUAAAAUGUAUGUGGUAUUAUAUUGACUCGACUACAUAAACCAGUAUGAAAUAUUAAUGUAUUGUUUAUUUUGUGGACUUGAGUGUCAUGUGCAGUAAAGUAUGGCAACAAAUAACA
Oncorhynchus nerka (sockeye salmon) is the source of this 5213-nucleotide messenger RNA. RefSeq lists its product as uncharacterized. The coding region runs from base 3099 to 3803 and encodes 234 amino acids. NCBI's taxonomy places the organism in Eukaryota, Metazoa, Chordata, Actinopteri, Salmoniformes, Salmonidae. The record is from RefSeq and is a predicted model, not a curated record. The transcript has 6 exons.